AGGUAGAAGAAGAAGAAGAAGAAGGAAGAAGAAAUGAGGAAAUUAGGAGUACUGGUGUUGUUUUGGAGUGCAUCGAUACUUCUUCCGAACCAUAAUCGCUGGCUUACAGAAGCAGCUCCGGCGAAUUCGGCGGUGACUCACUUGCCAGGCUUCACGGCCGGCGAUUUCCCGUCCAAACACCACUCCGGGUAUAUAAAUAUCGACGGAGGUUCGAGUGGGAAGAGGCUGUUUUAUUACUUCGUGACGUCGCAACGGAGCCCCGCCGCCGAUCCGGUGGUUCUCUGGCUCAACGGCGGCCCUGGCUGCUCUAGCUUCGACGGCUUUGUUUAUGAACACGGACCUUUCAAUUUUGGAGAAGGAAAUCCCAAGGGGACACUCCCUACCUUACAUCUUAAUCCUUACAGCUGGUCCAAGGUUUCAAAUAUUAUAUAUUUGGAUUCCCCAGCUGGUGUUGGCUUAUCCUAUUCCCCAAACGAGGCCAAUUACAUUACAGGAGAUCUUCAAACGGCUUCUGAUACACACAUUUUCCUUCUCAGAUGGUUUGAGGAAUUUCCAGAAUUUCUUCAAAAUCCAUUUUACAUAGCAGGAGAGUCCUUCGCAGGCAUCUAUGUCCCCACCCUUGCUUCUCAAGUAGUCCAAGGGCUUAAAAAUGGGGCUGUGCCAAUUAUAAAUUUCAAGGGUUACAUGGUGGGGAAUGGUGUGACGGAUGAAAAGUUUGAUGGCAAUGCUCUCGUCCCUUUUGCACAUGGAAUGGCCCUAAUCUCUGACGCUAUGUUUCAGGAAGCCGAAGCUUCUUGUGGUGGAAAUUACUACGACCCUCAAACGGAGGCUUGUUUUGACAAGCUUGAACGGGUUGAUCAGGACUUGGAGAGGUUAAACGUAUACGACAUCUUGGAGCCAUGUUUUCACAUAGGAAACACGAGCGAAAGCUUGCCUACAAGUUUUCAACAGCUUGGGCAGACAAAGAAGCCUUUAGCCGUAAGGAAGCGGAUGUUUGGUCGGGCUUGGCCUUUUAGGGCACCGGUGCGCGAUGGGAUCGUCCCUCUUUGGUCUGAACUAGCUGAGACUGACAUCAAAUCUCACGUACCUUGUCUGAACGAUGAAGUAGCAACGAUUUGGUUGAACGACGAGUCGGUGAGAGCAGCCAUUCACGCCGAGCCGGAAAGUGUGGCAGGUCCAUGGGAGCUAUGUACUCAUAGAAUAAGGUACCGUCACAAUGCUGGAAGUAUGAUUCCUUAUCAUAGGAACCUUACUUCUCAAGGUUUUAGAGCUCUUAUUUUCAGUGGAGACCAUGAUAUGUGUGUGCCAUACACUGGAAGCCAAGCAUGGACUUCUUCACUUGGCUACAAAAUUAUUGAUGAAUGGAGGCCAUGGUUCUCCAAUGCCCAAGUUGCAGGGUAUUUACAAGAAUAUGAACACAAUCUCACUUUCCUUACCAUAAAGGGAGCUGGACAUACUGUACCAGAAUACAAACCUAGAGAGGCAUUAGAUUUCUACACUCGAUGGUUAGAAGGAAAUUCAAUAUAAACCAAAUUUAAAUGAUAGACUUAUACAAAAAUGUACCAAUAAAAUACUUAAUUAAUUUUAA
Messenger RNA from Cucurbita pepo subsp. pepo (vegetable marrow), 1588 nucleotides. Its product is annotated as serine carboxypeptidase-like 20. Lineage: Eukaryota; Viridiplantae; Streptophyta; Magnoliopsida; Cucurbitales; Cucurbitaceae. The record is from RefSeq and is a predicted model, not a curated record. Gene Ontology annotation, molecular function: serine-type carboxypeptidase activity; acyltransferase activity, transferring groups other than amino-acyl groups. Gene Ontology annotation, biological process: proteolysis; secondary metabolic process.